Messenger RNA from Onthophagus taurus, 2215 nucleotides. RefSeq names its product CCR4-NOT transcription complex subunit 10 (gene Not10). The record is from RefSeq and is a predicted model, not a curated record. Gene Ontology annotation, molecular function: protein binding. Gene Ontology annotation, biological process: negative regulation of translation; mRNA catabolic process. Lineage: Eukaryota; Metazoa; Arthropoda; Insecta; Coleoptera; Scarabaeidae. Gene Ontology annotation, cellular component: CCR4-NOT complex.
AACAUGUCAAUGUCAACUUGACAGAAUAAGCAACAUAAAUGAGAAAAACAUAACCUUAAAAAACAUUUAUCAAGAAUAGAAUUUAUUAAUUUUUGUUUAUUAAUUAAUUUAGUAGUAAAAUUUGUAUUAAAAAUGGAUAAAGAAGACGUAGAAAAAUCAAUUGAUAAUGUUUCAUCAACGGAAAAAGAGAUAGCGCAAAACGUAUUAAGUGAAUUUAAUAAGGAUAAUUAUGCCAGUUCUUAUCAACAUAUUAGUAAACUAGAAGAUAGAAUUGACUAUGAUUUUAAAGUGGCACAUAACAAGAUUGUUUUGGAGUAUUACAAAAGUGAUUUAAAAAAAUUGGAUGUCUUUCAAAAAAGUUUACUUGCUUUAUUCAAUAAGUUCCAUUUAAAACUAGAAAAGCUUGACGAUGUUGAUCAUUGUGCUUUGCAUUACAAUCAAGCUUUGUUAUUAUAUCAUCAAAGACAAUAUUCAGCAGCUUUAAGAAUCAUGGAUCGUGUUUAUAAAUUUAUUGAACCAAUGGAUGAUAUUUUAUCGAAACAAGCUGGUUUACUUAUGAUAGAAUUACAGUUGUGUAUUAAACAACCAGAGAAAGCUUUAUCAUUUAUAACUUACCUUCAAAAUCAAUGUGUGAAUGGAAAUACUUCAAAUAUUAAACUUUUAUCAAAAACAAUCACAAAUACAUUGAGUGAAAAAGAAGAAAUUAAGGAAAAACAAGAAAAGCCUGUAGCUAUUAAUACUCCAUUAACACCCGCUGCUGAAAUAUUUUUGAAAAAACUAGUUAAAUAUCGUGCAAUGUGUUAUUUAAUGAACCAUUCGUUAAGGUUGGCUAAAAAAGAAAUCCAAGAAUUCGGAAAUCAAGGUAAAAUGAACGUUGAUUAUUUAUUACUACAAGCGAAUUUUGAAUACAUGACUGGAAGUUAUCAAGAAUCUAUGAAAAUUUUAUCUUCUAUACCAGAAAAUGCUUUACAGUACAACGAACACGGUGAAUCAUCAACAGUUAUAUUUUACAAUAACAUGGGUGUGAUUCAUCAUUCUUUAGGAAAACCGAAUCUUGCUGCACAUUAUUUUCAAUUAGCUUUAAAAGAAGAUAACGCAAUAACACCAAAAGACCUAACUGAUAAGCAAUUAUAUACAAUUGGCGGCUCAAAAUAUCAUGAAAUUAUGUAUAAUUUAGGCAUAUCUCUUUUAUACGCAAGAAAACCAGUACAAGCUUUUGAAUGCUUAGUUGUAGCGGUAAGAAGAUACCAUAGAAAUUCAAGAUUAUGGCUUAGAUUAGCCGAGUGUUGUAUAAUGACUCAUAAAGAAUCGAAUGAACUUGAUUUUGAUUUGUCUAAAAAGCGAGAUGAGUAUGUGGUUGAAACUAUAGGUAAAGGAGGGAAUCGAAGGGUGGUAUUAAAUACGAAUUUAUCAAAAGAUAAGAAAUAUAGUACAGAAAGUCAAUCGUAUGCCGUUCCUGUUCCAACUUUAGAAUUUGCGAUUUUAUGUCUUAGAAAUGCUGAAGAACUCCUUCCUUCAGAUACAGCUGUACCUGUCCCAUUAUUAUUAAUACCUGGGGUUACUCCACCAAUGCCUCCCCCAAGUCCUGGACCAGCACCAUCUAAUACACUUUGUCCAGAUGAUCUUAUUUCGUUGCGAAAUUCGAUUUAUAUUACAACUGCUUAUGUUUCUCUUUGCAUAGGAGAUUAUAUUGUAACGUUGGAAAAUACUAAUAAUUUAUUAGAACAACCUCGAAAAUCUGGGAUUCAUGUACUUUUAGCUCAUUUAUAUGCGGCGGAAGCAUAUAUAUUUUUAGAUAAACUAACUGAUGCUAUUGAGCAUUUAAAUCCAGAAACAAUAAAAGAUAUAUCUCAUGAAUUACCAUCUGAACCACCAACCGGCGAGGAAGACAUUCUUUUGAAAACAAACCCACCAUUUAGAUGGUUUCCAUCAACAACAGCAAGUGCAAUAGCAACAAUGCAGUAUAAUUUAGCUGUUGUAAUGGCUAUAAAGGGGCAGUUAGAUCAAGCAUUGAGUUUAUUGAAACAAAUUUGGCAUUCUAGGAGUCCUAAUUAUAAGGUUCCUGCUCAUAUUAUUAUGUUGGUUUUGUAUAUUGAAUUGAAACUCGGACAUACUGAUAGAGCUAGAAUGUUGAUUAAACAACAUACUAUGUGUGUAACUUAAUUCAAUUUUUAUUAAAUAAUUAUCAUGUUUAAGUAAUUUUCUAUAAUUAAUU